Molecule: messenger RNA, 1239 nt
Organism: Athalia rosae (coleseed sawfly)
Lineage: Eukaryota; Metazoa; Arthropoda; Insecta; Hymenoptera; Athaliidae
Product: arrestin domain-containing protein 3-like
Exons: 6
Coding region: 1-1239 (412 amino acids)
Biological process (GO): protein transport
Cellular component (GO): cytoplasm
Source: RefSeq, a predicted model, not a curated record
AUGAGACUGAAAAAUUUCAAAAUUACUUUAGACAGCGCGGUUUUUUUUGCUGGCUGUAGUGUGAAAGGAAAAGUGUGUCUACAUUUGAAUAAGCCGACCAGAAUUCGAGAGAUAAAAGUAGAGUACCAAGGUGACUGCAAGGUCCGUUGGAAGGAGAUUCAUAUGAUAAAUGGUGAUCCUGUGACUUACCAUUAUUCCAAUGACGAGACCUACUUCAAACGCGAGGAAAACAUUCUAAGCGGUUUUGACACCGAAGACGAGUUGAACGCGGGUGAACAUUUUUUUGAUUUCGAGUUUGAGUUACCACAACAUUUGCCGACCAGUUUUGAAGGGCGACAUGGCAGAGUGAGAUACACGGUAAAGGGUAUUAUCGAAGCCCCUAAAAAAUUACGGACCAAAACCAAAAUCCCUUUCAUGGUUCUCUCGCUUCUGGAUCUAAACAAGGAAGCAGAUGCCGCUAACCCUGUGAGCGAAGAUAAACUCAAGACAUUUUGGGGGCACCUGAAACCUUUAAGAGUCAAAUUAUCACUUCCAGUAGGCGGCUACGUUCCUGGACAGGUCAUACCGGUCAAAACAUCAGUGACAAAUGAUACAGGAGUAGAAAUUAGGAAGUUGAGGGUGCUUCUGAUGAAGAUCAUAAAUUAUCACACAACUCUCAAGUCUCUAGAGGUCAAGGAAGUUAUCGCAGAUUCAGAGUUCCAACUAAAAUUGGGACACGGUAAAGAGGAAGCUUCAAUUGGUUUAAAAGUCCCGGCGCUUCCUCCGUCGAGGAUGGAAUAUUGCAGAAUAAUUGAUGUGGACUACAAGAUCGUUGUUGAAGCCUGCGUCGACAGCUGGUACCACAAAAAUCUUAAAUCCACGGCUAGUAUCAUCAUUGGAUCUGUUCCUUUGCUGUGUUACGAAUUGCCAGUACCCGGAUUCCCAUUCUCACGGUCACCGCCAACCCUUCACUCGGAAUUUCGACCACUCGGAGACCAACCAGUACCUCAAGUCAUUUCACAACCAUACUGGGAAAUUUAUGGGGGUGAAGUUCCUCCCCCAAUCUACGAAGAAACUUUGGAGUACCCUUGUGAAAGACGUGAAAAGUUUAAGAAAAAGGAGAAAGAAUUGGAAAACGAAAGUCAGACGGGAGUUCAAGAGGCGGUGUGUUUCGAAGACGAAGAUUGCGAGGGUGAAGUUAAGAGUUUUGCUCCGUUGUAUCCGGUUUUUAAAUUUGCAACCCGGAACCAUGACGCAUAA